This is a messenger RNA of Trifolium pratense (red clover), 3207 nucleotides long. Its product is annotated as SNF2 domain-containing protein CLASSY 3-like. Bases 1 to 3207 code for a protein of 1068 amino acids. The record is from RefSeq and is a predicted model, not a curated record. Gene Ontology annotation, biological process: gene silencing by siRNA-directed DNA methylation. Lineage: Eukaryota; Viridiplantae; Streptophyta; Magnoliopsida; Fabales; Fabaceae. Gene Ontology annotation, molecular function: ATP-dependent chromatin remodeler activity; ATP binding. The transcript is spliced from 4 exons.
AUGGCUGGUGGUGUUUCAAGCAGAACUCGUAGCAAGAAGGUUCCACCGUUUCACAUUCCUUCGUUUGAUUCUUCAUCUUCAAAGAGAAGAAAGAAUGAUGAAGAUGUUAUGAGUUUAGAUUCUGCUUCUGGGUCAAAAAGAAAAAGGUUAAAAGAUGAAGCUUUUGUGUUUCCUCAGAAUAAGAAUGCUCAUGAAGUUAUUUUCAUCGAAGAAGAAGAAGAAGAAGGGUUUAAGAAGGAAGUGAAGAUUGAUGAGAGUGGAGGAAGUAGUGAGAUUGGUGAUAAUAAAGAUGGAAACUUUGUUGAUGAAAAGAUUGGUUGGGAUAGUGAAAAUCCGAUUAUAUGUUCAGAUGAGUCUGGUGAGAGUGAUGAUGAAGAACAGUCUGUUGGUUUUUAUGCUGCUGAAGAAGAAGAAGAUGAUGAAACUUUGAUUAUUUUUCAUGACAGUGUUUAUAAAGAUGAUGAUUCUGAUGAGAGUGAUGAUGAUGAUGAUGAUGAUGAUGAGAGUGAAGAAAACGAGACGAGCGAUGAGGAUUUUAAAGUUGAUGAACUGGAUGAGGUUUCUGAUGAUGAUGAAGAGAAAAAAAGAAUGACAAAAGAUUUUGAUGAACUGGAUGAGGUUUCUGAUAGACAAAGUGGAAUUUGUCAUAUGAAAAAUGAGAAGAAGGGUUCUAUAAACAAUCAUGAAAUUAAGGGUUGUUCUUCUUCAAACAACAAAGAAGAAUCAAAGAAAAAGAAAGCAAAAAGUGUGGAAAAAAAUGUCUCUGAUGUUUCCGAUUCUAUUGAAGAAAAACAGAAAUAUGGCAAACGAAGAUGGAAUAAUUCAGAGAAACAGAAAAAGAUGGAGAACAAUGGUUUGAAUCGAAGGGGGAAAAGCGCGUAUUUUACAUCGAUGGAUUUGAGAUUAGCCAAACUGCUUUCUGAAUCCUAUUCACACAAGAAAAAUAGCAUGAAGAAUGAUCCAAUUCUGCCGGAGGUUAAUCAGUGUGAUGCACGGAAACCACCGGUUUGUGUUGAGGCACCUCUGAUAUGGAGCCUAAAAAGGGUUCAAACAGUGGAACUGACCGAAGAGGAGGAGGAGGAACGGAGGAAGGAUGAAGCGUUAAAGCCCAUAUGGGAUGAAAUGGAAAUGUACAUUAACGAAUCAGAAGCUGAAUCCAAGAUUGGAUGUUUAUGGACAAAUGAAGCCUCACAAGGAAAUAACGGAAGUCCUUCAUCUCGCUGUGAGCAUGACAUUAUUUACGACGAACAGAUUGGUGAUUAUUGUGAAUCCUGUGGUAAAGUUAUUACUGAAAGCAGAUAUAAGACACAACUAGUGAUUGAUAAAUAUCCAUAUGAAGGGUAUGAAAAAAGAGCUUCAUCGGAGGGUUCUGAAAAUUCCUUACACUUGGAUUUCUCUCAGUCUCGCGUCAAUGUUUCCGAUGGUGAUUUAGACGCUAAUAUCUGUCAAAAAAAAGGCAUAAUUUGGGACCUAAUUCCUGAAGUGAGAGAAACUUUAUAUCCUCAUCAACAGGAAGGCUUUGAGUUUAUAUGGAAAAACUUGGCUGGAAAUAUCGAGCUUCAAAAGUUAAAGAAUGCCGAUCCUCUCAGUGAAGGUGGCUGCAUUAUUUCUCAUGCUCCUGGAACCGGAAAGACAAGGCUGACAAUAGUUUUCCUCAAGGCAUAUUUGAAGUUGUUUCCAAAUUGCUUGCCAAUUGUUGUCGCUCCUGCUAGUUUACUGCUAACUUGGGAAGAGGAAUUCAAGAAAUGGGACAUUGGAGUUCCAUUUCACAAUAUAAGCAAUUUAGAGUUAUCUGGUAAAGAGCAUGCUGAUGUGCUUAACAGAUUCGAUAGUACACGGCAUCGUCCUGACGAAACACGAAUAGUGAAACUUAUUUCGUGGUUCAAAGAAACAAGCAUUCUUGGAAUCAGCUACAAUUUGUACGGAUCAAUUUGCCAACAUAAGAAAGAGAAAAAUCUUGAAAGUGUGAAGGAGACAAAAGGAAACUUUGAUAUGCGAGAAGUUCUACUUGAAGCACCUGGUUUGUUAGUUCUUGAUGAAGGACACAUACCAAGAAAUCAAAGAAGUCAUAUUUGGAAGGUGUUGACGAAGAGUCAAACGCAGAAGCGAAUCAUCCUUUCCGGAACUCCAUUCCAGAAUAAUUUCUCGGAGCUUUACAGCACUUUGAGCUUAGUCAAGCCUUCCUUUCCUACCAUGAUACCGCCUGAGUUAAAAAGCUUUUGUCAUAAGAAGGGACAAACAUCAUCUAAACAAUGGGGAAGGGAAGCUGAUUCAGGCAAUAUAGAAAGAGACCCUUCUGAUGAUGAUAAGAUUGAGAAGUUGAAACUGCUAAUGGAACCCUUUGUUCAUAUUCACAAGGGUGCGAUCCUUGAAAAUAAGCUUCCCGGGUUAAGGGAAUGUUUGGUGACUUUGAAGGCAGAUAGUUUGCAGAAUGAUAUUCUGAAGAGUAUUAAACGUUCUCAGAACAAAGUAUUUAACUUUGAGCGUAAGAUUGCAUUGGCAUCUGUCCAUCCAUCUCUUUUCCUUAAAUGUCAUCUUUCGAAAGAAGAAGAAUCUUUACUCGACAAGGAUAAGCUAAAACAGCUUAGAAUGAACCCACAUGAAGGUGUCAAAACAAAAUUUGUGUACGAGUUUGUUCGGCUGUGUGAUGCUUCCAACGAGAAAGUCCUUAUUUUCAGCCAAUUCCAUGCUCCUUUACAAUUAAUUCAAGACCAAUUAAACUCGGCUUUUAACUGGUCUAACGGAGAAGUGCUGUUCAUGUCUAGCAAUGAUUCUACAAAGGAUAAGCAGUCCAUAAUCCACCGCUUCAAUGAUGAAAAUAGCAAAGCGAAGGUUCUGCUUGCAGCUACAAAAGCUUGUUCCGAGGGAAUUAGCUUAGUUGGAGCUUCAAGGGUGGUGCUUCUUGAUGUUGCAUGGAAUCCUUCGGUCAAAAGACAGGCUAUCAGUCGAGCAUAUAGGAUUGGACAGAAGAAGGUGGUAUACACAUACCAUCUUCUCGUUGAAGGGACUACCGAGGCAGAAAAAUAUGGCAAACAGGCCGAAAAGGAUCGGUUAUCAGAGCUCCUUUUUUCAGCUAAAAAUGCCACCGAUAAUGAUGUGUCCAAGCGCUGUGCUGUGAACUUUGAAGAUGAAGUCCUUGAUAAGAUGACCCGACAUGAAAAGCUCAUGGACAUAUUCUUCAAUAUUGCUGCUUCUUUAGAGAGUUGA